AUGGCUCAUCCCGAAUGCACACUGCCAAUUCGCUUCAUCUUCGAUGAAUGUUCUCACUUGGUUACGCAAGACAUGAUGUCGGGUGCCUGCAGACUGUGGGCCGAAAUGGUAAGUCUUGGGGCACGCGAUCUCGCGAUUGACGAUCCUGAGGCAUUCAUGUUAUGGAUUGACUCGUUCCCCCAAGACGCUCUGGAGGACGAUGCUCACACAAGUCGUUUCUUUGCCGAGUUUGCUUGGCAGCUCGCACAUCUCUUUCAAGAUGCUUCUUCAAGUACCCGGAAAGAUCAAGACGCUGCGGCUUGGACACGGUUGGCCUUUGCCGCUUGCAGAUUAUUGGACAGCCGGUGCUGCGCUUGGCUGACCGAUAAUAUCCUCGAAUUUGGUAAGACAAGUUCUUUGACGACCCCUGCCUUCACCGAGCCUGAACGAGAAGGACUAUCACUAAUUGCAUGCGAGAUGAUGGCAAUUGCAAGCUCUCAAAGGCUGGAGCAUGAGUACCUCAAGCGACUGGCGGCCCACAUGGCGAGUAUAGCUGAGACCGCUGAGGACUUUGAACGUAUCUGUACAAAGUACUUCCUACCCUCACUCAGCAGCAACGAACAUUCUGACUUGAACUCAGCGCGGAUGAUUGAGAGUUUCGAAGUGCUACAUGGGGUGUAUCUGAACUUUGUACAUGACAAUAUCAAACCACUGUUGAUGGCACUGGUGAGAAAUCCGUGGACCCAGCUCUGGAAUUUUUCAACCAACGAAGAGAAGGCAGGAGUGGAGCUAUGGACCAAGAUUGAUCACUCCGAGUGGAAGAUCUCUCGGUGUUUCGAAGAACUUGAAAGGUCCAUCUAUACAUUGAAAGACGCGGCGGGUUUGGAAAAACUCAAGUCACUGUGGGGAGAUGUUCAGAAAGGCAUGGCCACUUUGCGAGAAGCCAGCUCCUCGGCGCUGAGCUGUAUGCACGCUCUUCGCAGGUCCCAUGAUCUCGAAGAUGUCGGAUAUGUCCCGACCCUGCCAUAG
Neoarthrinium moseri is the source of this 1008-nucleotide messenger RNA. RefSeq lists its product as uncharacterized. The record is from RefSeq and is a predicted model, not a curated record. The transcript has 2 exons. Lineage: Eukaryota; Fungi; Ascomycota; Sordariomycetes; Amphisphaeriales; Apiosporaceae. The coding region runs from base 1 to 1008 and encodes 335 amino acids.